Tupaia belangeri chinensis (Chinese tree shrew) is the source of this 1599-nucleotide messenger RNA. It is a transcript of the gene ZIM2, whose product is annotated as zinc finger imprinted 2. Bases 1 to 1185 code for a protein of 394 amino acids. The transcript is spliced from 3 exons. The record is from RefSeq and is a predicted model, not a curated record. Gene Ontology annotation, cellular component: nucleus. Lineage: Eukaryota; Metazoa; Chordata; Mammalia; Scandentia; Tupaiidae. Gene Ontology annotation, biological process: regulation of transcription by RNA polymerase II. Gene Ontology annotation, molecular function: DNA-binding transcription factor activity, RNA polymerase II-specific; RNA polymerase II transcription regulatory region sequence-specific DNA binding.
AUGGUGACCUUCAAGGAUGUGAUUGUGGACUUUAGCACAGAGGAAUUAAACUAUCUUGGUACUACUCAGAGGAACCUCUUCCGGGAGGUGACACUGGAAAAUUACAGAAACCUGAUCUUCCUAGGGUACAAAUUCUCUAAACCUGAUAUUAUCUCACGCCUGGAGGAGGAGGAGUCACAUGCAAUGGAGGGAGACAGCAAUGUGAUGACAUUUCGAGAUGGGGAAAAGAGACAUGAAACCAAAGAACUAACUCUAGAACAAUGCCUGCCUGUAGAAAAAUCAUCCUUGAAGGCAGCAACGGAAGAGGUGUCAGUAGGUAAUGUCUUAAAUGUCUUUAUAGAGAAGUCUUCUGAGGACCCAUCAGAAUCACACCAGGGCAACCAGGAGAAACUUUGGAGUCCUGUAACAGUUAGUGACCUCAAGACCCUCUCUCAGGAAAGAAGUCAUAGCAGUGAUGAAUUUGAGAAAAGCUCUGAUCAUACUAAGAAAUCAAGUGGGUCUCUUGGAAAGCAUCUCCAGGAGUGCAGUACACUUGGAAUGUGUAUCAGUCCCCAGUCAGUGAAUGACAAGCCUUUCCUCCAAGAGAACAAACACAAGAAAUGUAAAUUUUGCAAAAGAGCCUUUAAUACCCAAACAGCCCUUGGUAUACAUGAGAAGAUUCAUAUUGGGAAGAAACCCUUUGAAUGUAAACAAUGUGGCAAAGCUUUCUGUCUAGUACCACAACUCAUCAGACAUCAGAGAACACAUUCUAGUGACAAGCCCUCUGAAAGCAAAGGAGGUGGAAAAUCUUUCAUCCAGCAUGCAAAUCUCUGUGUAAAAUAUGAUAGGCAGGACUACUAUGAAUGUUUUCAAUGUGGCAAAGCUUUUAUCCAAGAGGCACAUCUUUUUCAACAUCUCAAAGCCCACGAGGCAGCAAAAUUCCCUCCCCCUAGGGUGCUCCACAAGACAUAUUUAAUUCGCUAUCAACGGAAACAGGACUAUGUUGAAGAGAGAGCCUGCCAAUGUUGUGACUGUGGUAAAGCCUUUAAUCGGAGUUCACAUCUUAUUCAGCAUUAUCGAAUUCAUGCUCUAGAGAGGGCUUACCAGUGCCAACUGUGUGGGAAAUGUUUUAGCCGACCCUCAUACCUUACUCAACACUAUCAGCUCCAUUCUAAAGAGAAACCUGUUGAGUACAAUCACUGUUAAGAAACGUUCAGUCAGAGAACAAACUUUUCUCAGUAUCUUUGGCUUAAUCCCAGGGAGAGAACCUGAGUAUUCUGAAUUUGAGAAGGCCUUCCAUUAGCUACCCAUACCUUAUUCAGAAUUAUUCAUAGUUUAGUUAAAAAACAGAAAAUGGUUGCCAGGGUGUAGGACAACCUUGCAAGAGCACAUUCAGUACAUGUGUCAGCAGUCACAGAGGCCAAAAGCUUACAAAGAAUACUUUUGUUGCAUAGGAGAGAAGCAAAUACACUUAGCCCAUCUUCAGCAGUAUUCAUUGAGUGGAGAAUCUUGAUUUUGUUAACCCACCAAAAACUAGCAGUCUGACUUAAGUUUUUAUAGAAGAGUUUACACACAAAAAGAAAGUUUACCUAUAAUUUCCUCACCACAUGGGGUUAAUCA